GAGAGGAGAGAGUCCUUGGAUGAAGUACGUCUGGUACCGCAUCCUCCAACCGGUCACAAUCCAGCUAAUAUCAGCUGGAGGAGAUAAAGGAGCAGCAGCCAGGCUGUAAACCCGUCACAAGGCCGGUCCGGCGCGGGCACAUUUAGCAGAAACUUCGGGAGUCUUAUAGCGAAAGAAAAGCGGAUAAAAUAAACAAUGAACGCGACUGCGGAGUACGAUUUCGAGCGUCUGUUCGACGAAAGACGAGCCCAGGAAUGGAUGCAGGAAAACUGGAGCAAAGCCUUCAUGUUCUGCGGUCUGUACGCUGCGUUCGUGUUCGGCGGGCAGCACUUCAUGAAGGAAAGGCCGAAGCUGAACCUGCGCCGGCCGCUGAUGCUGUGGUCGCUCAGCCUCGCCAUCUUCAGCAUCAUAGGAGCCCUGAGGACUGGAUCGUACAUGCUGCACAUCCUCACCACCAGCGGCUUCAGACAGUCGGUGUGUGACAACAGCUUCUACAGCGCCCCCGUCAGCAAAUUCUGGGCCUACGCCUUCGUUCUCAGCAAGGCCCCCGAGCUCGGUGACACGGUGUUCAUCGUCCUGCGGAAGCAGCGCCUCAUCUUCCUGCACUGGUACCACCACAUCACCGUGCUGCUCUACUCCUGGUACUCCUACAAGGACCAGGUGGCGGGCGGCGGCUGGUUCAUGACCAUGAAUUACCUGGUCCACUCUCUCAUGUACACGUACUACGCGGUCAAGGCGGGUGGCCUGCGGGUGCCCCGCCCCUUCGCCAUGAUCAUCACGGCCACCCAGAUCCUGCAGAUGGUGAUGGGCCUGGCGGUGCUGGGCCUGGUGUACCGCUGGAUGCACGAGGUGCGCUGCCCGUCCUACUUGGAUAACAUCGCGUGGGGCACCCUCAUGUACCUCAGCUACUUGGUCCUCUUUGCCUUGUUCUUCUACAAAUCCUACCUCGGGGGCUCCUCCGGGGACAAAGGGUCCAAAGCAGAGUAGCGUGUCUUGUGUUGUUGAAGCGUGCCAUAACGUAGAAAGUGACCAGCUGCGAGGCGGCCAUGACUGUGUGAGCCACAACCAGCUGAUUGCUUCAUGCUGACUCAUGGGCCUCCUCAGUUUCACCUGACUUUUUUAUAGGCACCUGUAGCUCGACACAGUGACGCAUUCAUGGAUUUAGAGGAGACCGGUUCAGGUUCAUUUAAAGGCACAGUGCGUAGGGCAUCUUUCAGCAGAAAUGGAACAUAAUAUACAUAAAUAUGUUUUCAUUAGUGUAUAAUCCCCUGAAACUAUUUUCGUUAGCUUAGCAUGACCGUCAUAAAUACAUAAAGAUCAGGAGGCGGAGUCCGCCGCGUUGCACCGCCAUGUUUUUUCUACGGUAGCCCAGAACGGACAAACCAAACGCUGACUUUCAAGUGUUUACGUCACCUGUCUGACGUCCGUUGCUCCUCAAGUUGUAACGGUCAGGACGGUCACAGGCUUGUAAAGUCCAGGAGUGAGCGGAGAGGUAUUUAGUUAGCAAACAGACCACUAGAUCCUACACACUGUGCCUUUAAGAAGGGAAAUAGAGUAACGUGUUUGUGCUUGACAAACACGUUACUUUGUCCUCACUGCAUUUAUAUUAUCGCCUCGGUGACUUAGACUCUUGACCAGUAGAAAACAACCUUUGAAGGACAAAUGUGCGUUUGUUGUAACAGAAAAGAGAUCAUCCUUAAAAGCUCUGAAGUAGAACAAAAUAAUAGAUUUAAUGUACUGAUGAAUUUAGAAUAGUUAAAGGAACAGUUCAACAUGUUGGGAAAAGGAAGCUCGUCACGCUUUAAGUAUUGAUCUGAUGGUUAGCUUAGCAUAAAGACUUGCAGCAGAGGGAAACAUCUCUCCAGUUUUAUUAGUUUUAUCUAAAGUGGGAACAGAAACCUCUAAAAUAACGUAAAUAAUUAAACGUCAAAAGUCCUGCUUCCAGUCUUUACGCUAAGCUACGCUAACACUGUAACACACCGCUUAGACGGAAAACAAGAAGUCCAAUUACCCAAAAUGUUGAACUAUUCCUUUAUAAUCUGUUUAG
Anarrhichthys ocellatus (wolf-eel) is the source of this 2047-nucleotide messenger RNA. Its product is annotated as elongation of very long chain fatty acids protein 6-like. The coding region runs from base 196 to 987 and encodes 263 amino acids. The record is from RefSeq and is a predicted model, not a curated record. Gene Ontology annotation, molecular function: fatty acid elongase activity. The transcript has 4 exons. Gene Ontology annotation, cellular component: endoplasmic reticulum membrane; endoplasmic reticulum. Gene Ontology annotation, biological process: sphingolipid biosynthetic process; very long-chain fatty acid biosynthetic process; fatty acid elongation, saturated fatty acid. NCBI's taxonomy places the organism in Eukaryota, Metazoa, Chordata, Actinopteri, Perciformes, Anarhichadidae.